GGGAGAUCCCAACCUACCAUACCCCACACUCAUCUUCCCUUUUUUAGCCCUUCUCUUCCUCAUUCAUACCCUCCAUUCCCCUCUCCUCCAUCUCAAACUCCAUUUCUCCCCUUCCCUUCUCCUCCACUCUCCUCCUACACACUUCUAAGGUACUUUCUUCCUCAGCUUCAGAUGGGUCUGGUUUGAUUAUUUGAUUAUCUGAUUCCUGGGUUCUUUUUCUUCCUUGGAGUUCUUUCUGUUUAGGCUUUUCUUUCAGAUUUUGGGAUAUUCUGCCCCUCUGCUCUGUUUCUGGUGUGUUUUGGGGACAGUUUUGGGGCAAAAGAUUAGUUCUUUGACCUCUCAUUUCAUUUUUCUGGUUUUCCAUGUGGAUUUCUAGCUGUAAAGGCUGUUUCUUUUUCUAUUUAUCUCAUUUUUCUGGCCUUCAAAUUGAAAAUUAAGCUACUUGCUCUGUUUCUUGAAAAGAGGAUUUUUCAGAACAUGUUUCGGACAAAAAAACAGUUUUUGGGUUGAAAUGGGAAAUAUACGAGAUUUAGAGCUCCUGAACCGUAAUUAUUGCACUCUUUGCAAGCAAAAUUCGAAAAAAUCGAAGGCCAGAAAAAAAAAUCGAAAUUCCCUUUAUCCGGAAAAUUAUGGGUUUGCACCUAAUUUUACAAAUUAUUAAUUUUUACACUCUUACGAGUAUUAUUUAUUACAGAUAUCUGUCCAAGGACUUUCGUAACGGCACGCUGCAGAUAUUUAUUACUCCGUAAUUGAGAUAUGGGGGUGUAAAAUUAAAUUUGAACAAAAGUGGGGUGCAAACCAAAAUUUAACCUUUUCCCCUCUGCUCAGAUACACUUCAUUUGCAGGAAUUUCCCUAAAAAAAGUAUAUAUAUAUAUAAAUGUAUAUAUUACUCCGUAUAAUUUUUAUAUAUAAAUAGAGAGAAGGCUCAUGGUCAAAUUCGAUUUUGCGGAUGGGAUUCCAUUCAAAUCCAAUUUCAUAUUUAAUUACCGUUUAAUCAAUUCAAUUAUUAUAUGUUUUGCUCAUUAAUUUUACUCCGUAACUUUUAUAUUUCAAAAAAAAAUUGUCAGAUUUUAAAAUUUUUGGGAAGAUAAAGACUCUGAGCUAUCUUCUCCGCUUUUUGGAGUGAUAUAAUAGUUAAAAUCAAAACUUUGAAGCAAAGAAUUUAAUAUCUUGGACGAGAAUUGAAUACUUUCCCAUUUACAGACGAAGUAAAUCCGUUUCGGUUAAGAGUUUUUGGGGUUGGGAUUUUUUCAAAUACAGAGUAUUUACUUUUCUUUCCCGUCGGUUAAAACUGAUUGUUUUCAUUUAUGGCAGGUGAGAAGUUUUUGUAGGUAAAAUGAAUUCGAAUUACGUUGACGAAAUGGACUGCGGCAGCUUCUUUGAUCACAUUGAUGACUUGAUCGACUUUCCGCCGGAGAACGAGUGCGCCGGUUUGGGCUCCGGCGAGGGCGUUAAUUUUCCGAGCAUGUGGAAAGAGCCGUUGCCGGAGUCUGACCCUAUUUUCUCCGGCACCGCCGCCAGUUCAGCUUCUGCUCUCUCCGCUGAGCUUUCUGUACCGUACGAGGAUAUCAUACAGCUCGAAUGGCUUUCAACGUUUGUGGAGGAGUCGUUCUCGGGGGGAGGACUCACCCUUGGCAAGGAAAACUGUCGCCUGAACCCUUAUCUCCCUCCAUCAUCUCAUGCUAAUAACAAAUUGCAGGCUGCCAUCUCUAGUCCGAUUUCGGUCCUUGAGAGCAGCAGCAGCACCAGUAGCAGCAGCUCCUCCUCCUCUAGCUCGGGAGGUAUUAUGGUAGCACCCCUGAGCCCGAACCAGCGUGGCCCGCAGCGUGCACGCAGUAAACGCCCCCGGCCUGUGUCAUUUAACCCUCGGUCCGUGAUGCAACUGAUCGAGUCCCCACCACAACUCCAGAGUUUUGUGGGCCCAGAAGAGAAGAAGCUCCACUCUAAGCCACCCGCACCUGAGCAGCAGAAGAAGAAGAAAAGGAAGAUUAAAUUCUCCAUGCCAUCGGGAUUGCCUCCUCAGCAGAAGGAGGAUCGUGAGGCGGGGGUGAGAAAAUGUAUGCACUGUGAGAUAACUAAGACACCCCAGUGGCGGGCGGGUCCCAUGGGGCCGAAGACGCUAUGCAAUGCUUGUGGGGUCCGCUACAAGUCGGGAAGACUCUUCCCGGAGUACCGGCCUGCUGCUAGUCCUACGUUCGUUCCAUCGGUGCAUUCUAAUUCUCACAAGAAGGUUGUCGAGAUGAGGAACCGGUCACUGCCCGCUGUUGUGAUCACUCCAACCAUUGCCCAGCCCGAAGUCAAAUGAAAUCUAGCCGAAAAGAAGCAGAGCACAGUUUUCUUAGGCAGGAAAUUUUCCUAGCUGCAGUUGAAAGUGUUGUUAUUUGGUGUUUAAGGUUGUCCCAUAUUUCAUUGGUUCAUUGUACAGAACUGUUUGAGGGUAGAGAAACAUUACUAGCUUUUAUUGCCAUAUCUUAGCGAAAAUUGAAAAGGAAAGGAUUUAGGGGAUAGGAAACAGUUCUUUUUUUUUUUUUUUUUUUAAAUCUAGUGUUUGUUUAGGUCUUUGAAGGAUUGCGAGUAAUAGGUUGUGUCAGUCUCAAUUCUUUUGUUAGACUAUGCUUAUCUUUGAUUUUUUUUCAUCUUUUGUCUUGGUUUUCUUGUGUAGAAUAUGUUCUUUGUUUUGUACCAAUGUUACCGGGAAUUAUUUUUUGCAGUUAUGAAUCUGUUAUUAGAAAAUUCUUAAAUUGUUUAUGGACCAAA
Messenger RNA from Cuscuta epithymum, 2758 nucleotides. The record is from the annotation of a GenBank genome assembly. NCBI's taxonomy places the organism in Eukaryota, Viridiplantae, Streptophyta, Magnoliopsida, Solanales, Convolvulaceae.